Brugia pahangi is the source of this 1287-nucleotide messenger RNA. The record is from the annotation of a GenBank genome assembly. NCBI's taxonomy places the organism in Eukaryota, Metazoa, Nematoda, Chromadorea, Rhabditida, Onchocercidae.
AUGUUGUCUGGUUUAUCAAAACAGCGAUCCCUUUCUUCGGUGACACCAGCAAUGUUAAUUGGAAAUAGUCGAUUGGAUCCGUUAUCGUUAGGUAUGAUGGGCAUGGAUAAUCGAGAAGCUGUGAUCAUCGAUAUCGGCGCUGUCCUAACCAAAGUUGGUUAUGCAGGUGAAUUUGUUCCACGUGCAAUAAUACGAACAGAGUUGUUAGAUGAUUGUAGAGGUGAAACAGUAAAAGUUUUCGAUGAUACAAUUAGUGAAGAAGAGCUUUAUCGUAGACUGGUGAAAUUUUUCCGAGAGUUGUUUUUCAAAUACUUACUAACGGUUGCCAAAGAUCGCCGAAUUGUAAUCGUUGAAAGUAUUUUGGCACGGACAUCACAUCGAAAUGCCGUGGCACGAGUACUAUUUGAUGCUUUCGAUGCUCCAUCGGUACUUUUCGCUCCAUCGCAUCUAUUGGCAACAUUUUCAUUUGGUGUCUCAAAUGCUCUUGUUAUUGAUGUCGGAUAUUCGGAAGCAACUGUUGUCCCGAUUCUUGAAAGUGUCACUAUGUUGUAUCAACUGGAAACCUCAUGUAUUGGUGCGAAAUAUUUAGAAGAACGCGUUUACGAACUAUUGCGAAAGUACGGCAAAGUAUUGACGUUUUCGGGUGCUGAACGAGCAUUAACUGAUAGUGAUGAUUUGUUAAUAAAAAAAGAACACAUUUUAGAAGAUAUUGUUGUUAGGUUUUGUUUUGCUACCAAAAUCGAUCGUGGAAAAAUGAUACAAGCAUCGGAAUAUAAUCCAGAACGUGAAAUUCCGAAAGCACCUUGCGAUGUUCGUUUACCAUUUGGCGAAGAAAUGCUUAUUGUGCCGGGUCUUAUAAGGGAAUGGACAGCGGAAGCAAUUUUUGAAGAAAAUGAUGAUAUCAGAUCAUUACCACAACUAGUACUUGAUGCCGUAUAUCGGUGUCCAAUUGAUACAAGAAGAAAGCUGUUAGAUAGUAUAAUAUUGGUUGGUGGUACAACACGUAUGAAAGGUUUCUAUGCGCGACUUCGAGAUGAAAUUUUACAUUUACUGACAGCCCCGGCUUAUGCGCAAAAAUUAGGCAAUAUUAAAUCCGUUAAAUUUUAUCGAUUACCAAAUACAUCAAUUGAAUUAUAUGCUAGUUGGAUUGGAGGUAGCAUGUUUGGAGCUUUAGAUGUGCUGCAAUAUCAUUCUAUGACACGACAGGAUUGGAAGGCACAAGGUAAAGUACCGGAUUGGACGAGCAAUGUUUAUGAGAUGAAUCGAGAUCCGGCGAGAAGUCGUUAA